Wasmannia auropunctata (little fire ant) is the source of this 1474-nucleotide messenger RNA. Its product is annotated as methyltransferase-like protein 25. The record is from RefSeq and is a predicted model, not a curated record. The coding region runs from base 107 to 1474 and encodes 455 amino acids. NCBI's taxonomy places the organism in Eukaryota, Metazoa, Arthropoda, Insecta, Hymenoptera, Formicidae. The transcript is spliced from 5 exons.
CUUAAUUUAUUUCUCAUUUCUCUUCAUUCUCACAUACACAUGUAUCAAAUCAUAUAUCUAUUGCAACUGUAAAAAUGUAAUAAUUUUUCUUUUUUAGUCAAAUAACAUGGAUAUCAAUGCCGAAAAGAAAUAUUUUUCCGAAGCACUAUGCUUCUUUUACGAGACGCAGUGGCUUCAUAAUAUACCAGUAACCGAAAUAUUAACUAAAGCGUCUUUAGAUACAAUGCCGAAAGAAUGGAUGGAACAAUUGCAACUUUUGGAAAAUGAGGAACUUAAUAAUUUCGUAGUAGAAAAAGCAAUCAAGUCCGACUGGCCUGAUUCCUUAAAAACAUAUGUUGCAAAAUGUAAGAAACUCAAUAGACUGCCACCCGUGCCCGCGUUAUCUCCCAUAGAAUUGCCGCAAAAUUUUAAGAUAGGUCUCAGCCAAAAGAAACAACAUGAAAUAAUGCACUUGGCUCAUUUAGUAGACGCACAAUGCAAGCGGCAUGAUAUACGAACGAUCAUUGAUUUGGGCGCGGGUUUGGGAUACGUAUGCCAAAUGUUACAUUAUUUGUACGAUUAUCGAGUCCUCGGAUUGGAAAGAGAUAAAAAGAAUGUUGGCAGAGCUUUUACUAGACAGAAAAAAUUGCAUCCCGAUUCUUUGGCUAAAGUUAAGUACAUGCAUUGCGACGUCACGUGCGAUUCGGCCGACGCAAUAGAGACUAUUCUGCGGCAAGAGUUCCCCGACGUCACAGACGUAUGCCUGAUCGGCCUGCACGCCUGCGGAGAUCUAAGUACAAGCGCGUCAAGAAUCUUUCGCGAAAUGAAAUCUGCUAAACUUUUCAUUCUGAUUUCCUGCUGUUACCACAAACUUUCGAUCUCUAAAAGCGUGCAAACUCCAUUGCGGGAAAAACAAUACUUUCACAAUUUUCCUACGUCCAACUGUCUGCGAGAAACAAUCGCGGCGUAUAAUUUUGACGUAGGACAAUUCUUGAGAGUACCCUUUUUGCGCUUGGCGUGUCAAGAAUCGGCGGACAAGUGGCACGGAAUGUCGCAGGAGAAGCACAACGAACAUUCCUUUCACGUUCUCGCUAGGGCCGUGCUCGAAUUGUACUCACAACAAAAUAAUUACGUGCUCAAUAAGAAAGUUCGGAAAGGCACGAGGAAGUCGCAAUGCUCGAAUUUUCAAACUUACGUUAAAGACUCGUUACUAAGAUACGAUUUAGUGCCAGAUACGAACAAAACAGACAGUGUAAUCACACGUGACGAAAUGGAGAAGGGCAUAACGCGAGUGUGGGAGGAACAGAGUGGAAGAUUGGAAGCCGUAGAAAUCUACACUGGUUUGCAAAUGAUGUUACAACUUCCGGCGGAAUCGCUGAUUCUACAGGACCGCUUAUGCUGGUUGCACGAACAAGGCUUGGAGGCUGUCACUGUGCCCGUGAUGAACAAGUGCGUUUCUCCUCGCUCGUACGCGAUCGUGUCUCACAAAUACUAA